AUGCCAUUUUGUAGCGAUGAGGUGCACUCGUGGAAAUCAGAAUACAAAACAAGGCAAGGAUAUGACGACAUUUCUGGAUAGACCAAUCGGUGUGCCUCAAGACACUCUCGCGAAGACAGGUCACAUUUGAAAAGAUUGAAUGAAUUAUUUGAAUUUAAUUUUGAUGAUGAGUUAUCAGGGUACAAAACAGUACUGUACUAGUUGUGAAUGAAUCACUAGUUGUGCCAGAAAGGUGUUCUUUUAAACAUAGUCCCUGUUCCUUUAGGCGGAGCAUUUAUAAUGGGAAAAAUCAUGUUAGCACAGGGGUGUUCUCUUAGGAGGUGUUCAUAUGGGUGGAGACUACUGUAUUUAUUUUUGUAUCUGUUCCCAUGUUGUGUGUUAUUGAUCAUCAUUUAGUACUGUUUCUGCACUCAUGAAUGAUUUGGAUUGCUUAAAAAGUAUAUUUUUCAUGAAUGAAAACAGUAUAAAAAUGACCAGUAGGAAAUAGUAAACAGAUCACAAAUUAAAUAUUAUGCAAAUUCACUGGGUAUUCGUUUGUUUUAUUUGUAUUUUUUUUUCAUAUUGGAGCCAUUUACAACAGUAUUAUUUCAAAAGGUAUUGUUAGACUUAAACUUGGGAUUUUUUUUUUCAAAAAAUGGCUGGCCUUCUCAUCCAGCUGUGCUGAUGCAGGUAAAUGAAAUUUAGAUAUGGAUCAUUUCAGUUUGAAAUCCAAGCUAAAUCUGCAAUUGUUUUUUCCCCAAUUACCCCGUGUUAAUAACCACAGCCCUGUGCACAAUGUGCAGAGAUCUAGAACUCUAUAAAGUGUGCUUGCUUCCCCCCCCCCCCCCCUAGUGUUGUACUCCACACACCCUGAGCCUUUUAGUGCAAAUACUGUUAAUGUUGUCUGCUUCCAUUUGUUGAAUUCUGCUGCACUCCAGACAGAUAUUUUUCACAGACUAAUGUCCUUUUCUUUUUUCCUUUUUUUUUUUCCUUUGCACACUUUCUAUAUAAUUUCUCACUGCACAUUUAUAUGUAUAUUUUUGCAAUUUGUCCUGCAUGGGUGGGGUCGGUGGUUUAUUAGCAGUCUCUUUUCAUGUACACCUUGUCACCUACUUGCUCCAUGUCAUCCCUUUCCCUAAACCUGGAAACCAUCUAUGAGUUGGAUAUUCUGUCAGAUAUUUCAGAGGACGAUCCAAUGUCAUUUGCUGAACUUGACCAAGAAUACCCAGUUACUAAUUUCACACACAGUUCCCAAGAGAAUGCUGAGGACAUUACCUCAUCAGAGCUUGAUAAUGAUGAUGAUGUCAAAGGUUCUUCACCGAACAUUCUCAGUCCUGACCACUGUAUUCCAGCCACAAAUAAAUGCCAUUACUCUCCAGUAAUUGACUCUAUAGAAAUGAAAUCCCAAUUUGACGACUUCUUCAGUUUCUAUAAAUGUCUUAAGUUCCCCACCUUGCUGGACGAAGACGGCUACAUCUGUUUUCCCAGCCUGCCAGAGGACUGUGCCUCCUUCUUGCCCCACAGCCUUCAGUGCUACAUCCCCAUCACCUCCCCGUCCCUCAUCCCCUCCUUCUUUUUCAUAUUUGCGCUGCUUCUCUCAGCUUCUCAGUCGCUCCCCUUCUCCCUCACCCUGUCCCUUCCUCUUGCUCUGUGCCUUUGCUACUUGGAACCUAAAGCGACAUUGUUCACCUCUUAUGACUAUGACCCGAUUGAGAAAGCAGAGCCAGAGGAGGUGUGUAACCCUGUUGCUUAACUGCUGCUGAUUUCACUCUUUUUGUUGUUGUUGUUUUUUUUCUUUCUAAGGCCUUGCAAGCUUUUCUGUGUAAAAUGAAAGACAUGUUUUAAAAGGAUAGACAUUUCUUAAAUCAUUAUGAACAAAAUGCACGUCAGUCAACCUCUAAAUGCAAAACAGAUUCGAAGGAACAAAGAUUGAUGUUGCUUUUAUUUACAAAGAAAUCCAUGCAAUGCGAAAGCUUUGUCUUGCUAACAUUGUUAUAAACUGUUAUGUAUUUAGUGGUUUUUUUAAAAUAGUUUCUUUUGUUUGUUUUUUAAUUAAGAGAAAUAAAGGCCCUUGAGAAUUCCUCUUUAGCUUUCCAGUAGUUUUAAAAUAAAAAUAGUUGCCUUAUUAUUUGAGGCUUCUAGUAGGUUAAUAAUGUUUUCAUGUCCUUUUUCAAUAGAGGGCACUAUUACACAGUCCCUGGAGUAUUCAGUGGUGAAAGUAGCCAAGAGACUCAGGUUAACAUUCUCUUGUCCAUUUUAGGUUAUUACAUGAAACAGGAUCAGCAGAUUCUUCUCUCAUAAUAUAAUAUUGUGCUGUUUGAUAAAAUACAGUGUCAAAUCUCGAAGAUCGGCAUGCUUAUGAUUUUCUUCAUGCUACAUAAAUUGCCACUGCCUACAAAUUGAAGUAGGAAUGGUAUUUUCUCCAUCCCAUUGUAUGUAAUGCUUUUGAGAAUGAAGCCGUCCAUCUUCCAUUUCACCUUUUUCCAAAUGCGACUUCAACCAUUUCUAC
Polyodon spathula (Mississippi paddlefish) is the source of this 2488-nucleotide messenger RNA. RefSeq lists its product as uncharacterized. NCBI's taxonomy places the organism in Eukaryota, Metazoa, Chordata, Actinopteri, Acipenseriformes, Polyodontidae. The record is from RefSeq and is a predicted model, not a curated record. The transcript has a single exon. Bases 1073 to 1732 code for a protein of 219 amino acids.